This is a messenger RNA of Phyllopteryx taeniolatus (common seadragon), 1881 nucleotides long. It is a transcript of the gene ilkap, whose product is annotated as integrin-linked kinase-associated serine/threonine phosphatase. The coding region runs from base 813 to 1817 and encodes 334 amino acids. The record is from RefSeq and is a predicted model, not a curated record. Gene Ontology annotation, biological process: protein dephosphorylation. Gene Ontology annotation, molecular function: protein serine/threonine phosphatase activity; cation binding. NCBI's taxonomy places the organism in Eukaryota, Metazoa, Chordata, Actinopteri, Syngnathiformes, Syngnathidae. The transcript is spliced from 9 exons.
GCCGACUCUUGGCCUCCUGUUAGCAAGCACCCAUCCAUCCAGCCAUUUUCUUUACCGCUUAUCCUCACUAGGCUCGCAGUGUUGCUGGAUUUCAAUGUGUAUGCAAUGAAGAAAAAAAAACUGUAAACCGAAUUAUUACUAUAAAACAGUGAGUUUUAUUUUAUAAUCCCACAUUUCGUUUAAUCUUACUUGCUAUCACGUGGACGAAAUUCACGGAUUCAGACGGAUAAGCUGUUAAAAUAAACUAGGCUAGGCUAGGUGGCUGGCUCCGGAGAAGAAUGGAUCUAUUUGACGACCUACCCGAGCCCACUCAGACCGGUGAGUGACGACGGUUUCACGGGUAAACGGAGACGAGCACACCGGCAUCAGCCACGGUUCAUCUGCAACUGAUAAGGUCCUGGCUCGACUGCCGUUCCCGUCUCGCCGCGAACCGCCAAAGACCUGGUUGACGACGACGACGACGACGACGGGAAGAAGAGCGUCAAACGAAAACGGGAGGAUGAAAAAUGUGAUGUGCCUCGGAAAGAAGAGGAGGAGGAGAUCAAGAAAGUUUGUAGAGAAGGUUUUUUGACCUCUGUCACCAUGUCUGAUGAUGCACGGCGACCGUGACGCAGCUCGGUUUACUCUGUGUGUUUUGUGUGUGUGUUUGUUUGUGUUUUUGUGUGUGUGGCUAUACACGCCUGUGUGUGUGUUUUUUGUGUGUGGGGCUGUAUCUAUGUUUUUUGUGCACACAUGCAUUUCUGUGUGUGCAUGUUUGUGUUUUCAUCUGUGUGUGUGUGUGUGUGUGUGUGUUUUCUGGUUUGUUUUUGUGUAUGUGUGCUUUUGCUCCUGUGUCCGUGUGUGUACACAUGCGCGUGUGUUUCUGUGUGCACGUUUGUGUUUUCAUUUGUGCGUGUGUGUGUUCUGGUUUGUUUGUGUGUGUGUGUGUGUGUGUGUGUUCAGGCCGCCCCGUGUUGCGAGGCUACGUGGCUGCGAGGCGCGGCGAGCGUGAGGAAAUGCAGGACGCUCACGUUCUACUUCCCGACAUGUGUGACUGUCUAUCAACGCUGCCUGGUCAAAUAUCUGGGGCGUCGUAUUUCGCCGUGUUCGACGGCCACGGCGGCGCUCGAGCGUCUCGCUUCGCGGCCGAGCAUCUUCACCACAUUCUGGCCAAGAAGUUCCCCAGAGGUGAAGGUGAGAACCUGGAUAAGCUGAUUAAAAAGUGCUUGGUGGACACUUUCCGCCAGACGGACGAGGACUUCCUCAAGAAAGCGUCCAGCCAGAAGCCGGCGUGGAAGGACGGGUCCACGGCGACCUGCGUGCUGGUGCUGGAUGACGUGGUCUACGUGGCCAACCUGGGAGACAGCAAGGCGGUGUUGUGUCGCAUGGAGGAGGACGGAGAAAUCCCAGAGGGACGGCGGCAGAGGCCGACCACGCUGUCGCUCAGUCGAGAACACAACCCCACCAUCUACGAGGAGAGGAUGAGGAUCCAGAGGGCGGGAGGAACCGUCAGGGAGGGGCGUGUACUAGGCGUCCUGGAGGUGUCGCGCUCCAUCGGAGACGGCCAGUUCAAGCGAUGCGGCGUCAUUUCCUCCCCAGACCUGAGGAGGUGUCAGUUGACAGCUAAUGACAGGUUCAUCAUCUUGGCCUGUGACGGCUUAUUUAAAGUGUUUUCGGCAGAUGAAGCUGUCAGAUUUGUCCUCGACGUCCUUCAGGACGCUAAGUUGACGGACCAGGAGGAGCAGUUUGAGGCGGCCUGCCAACAGUUGGCCAGCGAGGCGGUCAGAAGGGGCUGCGCUGACAACGUCACCGUCAUCUUGGUUUCUAUUGACUUCUAAACACACACACACAUACAUGCAUUGACUUUCUUUUCCAAUAAAAUACUUGACUUCCUCUUUUAAA